Molecule: messenger RNA, 3348 nt
Organism: Rhizoctonia solani
Lineage: Eukaryota; Fungi; Basidiomycota; Agaricomycetes; Cantharellales; Ceratobasidiaceae
Product: carbamoyl-phosphate synthase
Exons: 21
Coding region: 1-3348 (1115 amino acids)
Biological process (GO): pyruvate metabolic process; gluconeogenesis
Cellular component (GO): cytoplasm
Molecular function (GO): metal ion binding; ATP binding; pyruvate carboxylase activity
Source: RefSeq, a predicted model, not a curated record
AUGUCUGGAAAUCUCAGCACGCCCAAGUCGGCGCUCGGCGGUAUCGCCAGCAUCCCCGGCACCCCUAUUCAUACCAUUCACUCUAUGCGCCGUAAAGGUGCGGGGCACCAUGGUCCUCUGACCAAGCUGCUCGUCGCCAACCGUGGUGAAAUCGCGAUCCGUGUAUUCAGAACCGCGCACGAACUCGCGAUGCAUACCGUUGCUAUCUACUCUUUCGAAGAUCGCAUGUCUGCUCAUAGGCAGCGCGCCGAUGAGGCCUACCAAGUUGGUGCUGGAUUGACUCCGGUUGCUGCCUAUCUUGCUCAAGACGAUAUCGUCCGCAUCGCUCUCGAGCAUGGUGUCGAUAUGAUCCAUCCUGGAUACGGUUUCCUGUCUGAAAACGCGAGCUUUGCGCGAAAAGUCGAAGAGGCUGGAAUUGCCUUCAUCGGACCCACACCCGAAGUCAUCGAUGGACUCGGUGAUAAGACCAAGGCUCGCAACAUCGCGGUUGCGGCUGGUGUUCCUGUUGUUCCCGGAACUCCCGGCCCGGUCGAAACUUAUGCCGAUGCCGCCAUGGGUGGUGGAGGCCGUGGAAUGCGUGUCGUCCGUUCCAUUGAAGAGUUCAAGGAUUCGUUUGAGCGUGCGGUCAGCGAAGCCAAGAGCGCUUUCGGUGACGGUACCGUCUUCAUCGAACGUUUCCUCGAACGCCCAAGGCACAUUGAAGUCCAGCUUUUGGCUGACGGAGAAGGCAACUGCAUCCACUUGUUCGAGCGUGACUGCUCCGAAACCCGCCAGGCUAUCUUGAACGACGCCCUCAAGAUUGCUCGUUAUGUCAAGUACCGCAAUGCGGGCACAGCCGAGUUCCUCGUCGAUUCACAAAACCGCCACUACUUUAUCGAAAUCAACCCCCGUAUUCAGGUCGAGCAUACAAUCACUGAGGAGAUUACCGGGCUUGAUAUUGUCUCUGCCCAAAUCCAGAUUGCUGCGGGUGCAACCCUCGCCCAGCUCGGUCUUACUCAAGAGGCCAUCACCAAACGAGGCUUCGCCAUCCAAUGCCGUAUUACUACUGAAGAUCCGGCUACAGGCUUCCAACCAGACACCGGAAAGAUCGAGGUAUACCGCAGUGCUGGUGGUAACGGUGUUCGUCUCGAUGCUAGCUCUGGCUUUGCAGGCGCCCAGAUUACUCCUCAUUAUGACAGUUUGCUUGUCAAGUGCUCCGUCAGCGGUGCAACCUACGAGGUUGCCAGGCGCAAGAUGCUCCGCGCACUGGUCGAAUUCCGUAUCCGUGGUGUCAAGACCAACAUUCCGUUCCUGUUCCGUCUGUUGACGCAUGACGUCUUCAUCAACGGCAAGACCUGGACCACCUUUAUUGAUGAUACUCCAGAGCUCUUCAAGCUUGUCCAAACCCAGAACCGUGCUCAGAAACUUCUCGGCUACUUGGGCGAUCUCGCUGUGAACGGCAGUUCGAUCAAGGGCCAAAUGGGAGAACCAGGUCUCAAGCAGGAGAUCGAAAUACCCAAGCUUGCCAACCGCGACGAUCCCGAAGGACCCCCACUCGACACUUCAGUACCAUGCGAGAUCGGUUGGCGCAAUAUCAUCGUUGAGAAAGGACCAGAAGCGUUUGCCAAGGCUGUCCGCGAGUACCCAGGUGUGCUGAUCAUGGACACUACCUGGCGUGAUGCCCAUCAGAGUUUGCUCGCCACUCGCCUCCGAACCAUUGACAUGGCCAACAUUGCCAAGGAGACCAGCUGGGCGCUUGCUAAUGCCUACUCUCUUGAAUGCUGGGGUGGUGCGACAUUUGAUGUUGCGAUGAGGUUCUUGUACGAAGAUCCUUGGGAGCGUCUCCGUACUCUCAGGAAGCUCGUUCCCAACAUUCCUUUCCAAGCCCUUGUGCGUGGUGCCAACGCCGUAGGAUACACUAGCUACCCUGACAAUGCUAUCUACGAGUUCUCGCGCAAGGCCGUUGAGAGUGGUCUUGACAUCUUCCGUGUCUUUGACUCGCUCAACUACUUUGAAAAUAUGCGUCUUGGUAUCGACGCGGCGAAGAAGGCUGGCGGUGUCUGCGAGGCCGUCGUUUGCUACAGCGGUGACGUUGCCGACCCCAAGAAGACCAAGUACACCUUGCAAUACUACCUCGACUUUGUUGAUCAAUUAGUUAACGAGGGCAUCCACAUUCUCUGCAUCAAGGAUAUGGCUGGCUUGUUGAAGCCCCAGGCCGCAACUAUGCUUGUCGGAGCUAUUCGCAAGAAGUACCCCGACCUCCCCAUCCAUGUUCACUCUCACGACACUGCGGGUAUCUCCACUGCUAGCAUGAUCGCUGCUGCCGCUGCCGGUGCCGACAUUGUUGACGUUGCCAUUGAUAGCAUGUCCGGUUUAACCUCCCAGCCCUCGAUGGGUGCUGUGUGCGCCGCCCUCGAGCAGACUCACCUCGGAACUGGUAUCCGUUAUGACGACAUCCAGGCCAUCAACCAGUACUGGAGCCAAAUCCGCUUGCUGUACAGUUGCUUCGAGGCCAACGUUCGUGCUUCCGACUCCAGUGUGUUCGAACACGAGAUGCCUGGAGGACAAUACACCAACCUUAUGUUCCAAGCGUCUCAGCUUGGAUUGGGUAGCCAAUGGGCGGAGAUCAAGAAGAGAUAUGCGGAGGCCAAUGAACUUUGCGGAGAUGUCAUCAAGGUCACGCCAUCGUCCAAGGUUGUUGAGGACGUCAUCGAACGUGCUGCAUCCCUUGAUUUCCCCUCGUCUGUUGUCGAGUUCUUCCAAGGAUACCUUGGCCAACCAGUCGGCGGGUUCCCAGAGCCGCUCCGUACCAACAUUAUUCGUGAUAAGCCCCGUAUCGACGGUCGCCCUGGUGCGACAUUGCAGCCCCUUGACCUCAAGCAGAUCAAGGCCGAUUUGCGUGCCAAGUUUGGGAAGCACAUUAAUGAUGCGGAUCUCGUCAAGUACGGCGAUUUGAGUGUUCUUCCUACCCGUUUCUUCCUUGCCAAACCUGAGAUAGGCGAGGAAAUGCACAUCCAAAUCGAAAAGGGCAAGACGCUCAUCAUCCGUCUCAUGGCCAUCGGAAGUGUGGACGAGACUCGCGGACUGCGCGACGUUUGGUUCGAGGUCAACGGAGAGGUUCGUGCCGUUCCCAUCGAGGACAAGUCCGCUGCGACAGAGGCCGUGCGUCGUGAGAGGGCUACGUCAGAGCCUGGCUCGGUCGGAGCCCCGAUGUCUGGUGUUGUCGUCGAGGUUCGGGUUAAGGAAGGCCAGGAGGUGAAGAAGGGAGACAUCUUGUGUGUGCAGAGCGCCAUGAAGAUGGAGAGCGCUGUUUCUGCGCCUGUUUCGGGACACAUCAAGCGAGUUGUGUUUCAGAAGGUGACAGCCUGA